Molecule: messenger RNA, 982 nt
Organism: Ictalurus punctatus (channel catfish)
Lineage: Eukaryota; Metazoa; Chordata; Actinopteri; Siluriformes; Ictaluridae
Gene: rex1bd
Product: required for excision 1-B domain containing
Exons: 5
Coding region: 76-549 (157 amino acids)
Source: RefSeq, a predicted model, not a curated record
CUUUUAUUUUGACAAUAUCCUGCUGAAAUUCCCCGGAAGUAAAAUAAAUUAAUUCGCUGGCUGGUGAAAGAAUUGAUGAACAGCGCUGGUCCAGCCAUGUCCCCCUCAGAUUUAAAAUGUUUGGUCCGACGUUUUUACGCACUUCAGACUGAGCGCAUGGAGGCAUACACACUUUUUGAAGAAGGUCAUGAGGCGUACCUGAGGACAGGGCCAGAUUAUGACUUCGAGCAUUACAGACAGCUGGUUCAUGAGAUGACCAAAGCGUUCUGUGGCAUCUCAAAAGAGGUGCUGGAGAUUAAAGAGCGCCUUCAUCAAGACUUCAACCGAUCAGAUCUCUCCGAACAUAUCGAGAAGCUGCAAAUCAAAGAGAAACAGAAACUAGAGUUGACAGCAAAAUUACAGCUAGCCAAGCAGAGUGCACAAGAUCAUCCAGAAGAUCAGAGCUAUCAGGAGAAGGUUCAGGAGAUCAAACAGGAUAUCAUAAAAAACAAGGAGUCUUUGAGUGAAAUUAUGCAGGAUUUCAAGUAUGACUCAGAAGAUGCAGAAUGAAACAGAGAGACUGCAUACCAUGAUGGAUUUGGAUGGAGUUUGCAUCCGUGUCCUUUUACAUGAGGAGUGGCCAAAGAUGCUAUCGUGUGUGCAGUGCGAUGUGUAUACCAUGUGUAGGUGUUGCUGAUGUUUCGUUUCUUUGCAAGAAAUUAUUUAUAAGUAAUUGCAUUCAGAGAUUUGGAAGAGUCGCUUUUACAGUUAUUCCUUUAGUUUUAGCAGGUUUUAAACAAUUGAAAUUAGACCAAGAAUAAAAAUUACACUAGAUAAAAUCUCCUGUAACUAUCAUCGUAGAACGUUUAGAUAAGUCUGUACUUAAAACAUUUUGUUGCCAUGCAGUAACUUUUUAAAAUGUUCUUUAAAGAAGAGCAGAUUCCAUGUCAAACCUAGGAUGCAUUUUCUGAAUAAAUGUUUUUUUGUUCUUUUGAUUAUUUAA